GUCUGAGCGGACGUUUGAUGAAAGAAGCUGGGCCUGCAUGAAAACGGGGAGGGCCAGAGAUCAUCAUGUUCAGUCCAUGGUUACUGGCAAUGCAGAUGGUUCUGAUUGGACCCUGGGAUCCAGUGGGAGCCCAGGAGCCUCUCACCGUACCCUGGGAGGUCCAGCGCUAUGAUGGCUGGUUCAACAACCUGAGACACCAUGAGCGGGGCUCCGCAGGUUCCAGGCUCCAGCGUUUGGUCCCUGCUACAUAUUCAGAUGGCGUUUACCAGCCGUUGGGGGAGCCGUACCUGCCGAAUCCCCGAAGCAUCAGCAACGCUGCUAUGAAGGGCGCCUCUGGGAAGCCCUCCUUACAAAAUCGCACUGUGCUGGGGGUCUUCUUUGGCUACCAUGUCCUCUCUGAGGUGGUGAAUGUGGAACGGCCAGGCUGUCCUGCAGAGUUUAUGGACAUCCAGAUCCCCAAAGGAGACAAAGUGUUUGACCCGAACUACACUGGGGAUGUGGUGCUACCCUUCCAGAGAAGUCAGUGGGACCCACAGACAGGGAAGAGCCCUAACAACCCCCGAGACCAGGUCAAUCAGGUCACCAGCUGGCUGGAUGGCAGUGCCAUCUAUGGCUCCUCUCACUCCUGGAGUGAUGCCUUGAGGAGCUUCUCUGGUGGGGAGCUGGCAUCAGGACCAGACCCUGCUUUUCCUAGAGGUACUCAGGGGACCUUACUUAUGUGGACAGCGCCAGACCCUUCCACUGGGCAGCAGGGGCCCCAAGGGCUGUAUGCCUUCGGGGCCGAGAAGGGGAACCAAAACCCAUUUCUGCAGGCACUGGGUAUCCUCUGGUUCCGAUACCACAACCUGUGGGCUCAGAGGCUGGCUCAGAAGCACCCGACCUGGGAAGAUGAGGAGCUGUUUCAGCAUGCCCGCAAGAGGGUCAUCGCCACCUACCAGAACAUUGCCCUGUAUGAAUGGCUGCCCAGCUUCCUGGAGAAACAUCCCCCACCAUAUGAAAGGUACAAGUCAUUCCUAGAUCCCAGCAUCUCACCUGAGUUCCUAGCAGCCUCUAAGCAAUUCUUCUCCACCAUGGUGCCCCCUGGUGUCUACAUGAGAAAUGCCAGCUGUCAUUUCCAAAACAUUAUCAACACGGGCCGGGAUAUCUCCUCAGCAAUUAGAGUCUGCAACAGCUACUGGAAUCGAGAGAACCCAAAUCUGCGCAGUGCUGAGGCAGUAAAUGAACUACUCUUGGGGAUGGCCUCACAGAUCUCAGAGAGAGAAGACAGAAUUGUGGUGCAGGACCUGAGAGAUUACUGGCCUGGCCCUGGCAGGUUCUCACGAACAGACUAUGUGGCCAGCAGCAUUCAGAGAGGCCGCGACCUGGGACUGCCCAGCUACAACCGGGCCCUUGAAGCCAUUGGGUUGAAGCCCCUGACGAACUGGAGUGCCCUCAACCCUAACCUGGAGCCCAAUGUUCUGGAGGCAAUAGCCACCUUGUACAAGUAUAGCCUGUCUCAUCUGGAGCUGCUCCCAGGAGGCCUCUUGGAGAGCCAUGGGACCCCUGGACCCUUAUUCAGCAACAUUGUUUUUGACCAGUUUGUUCGGUUACGAGAUGGGGACCGGUACUGGUUUGAGAACAAAAGAAAUGGGCUGUUUAAGGAUGAGGAGAUCGCUGAGAUUCGAAACACAACCCUCCAUGAUGUCUUGGUAGCUGUCCUUAACAUUAGUUCUGAUGACCUGCAGCCUAAUGUCUUUUUCUGGCAUGAGGGAGCCCCCUGUCCACAACCCCAGCAGCUUGAAGAAAGUAUCUUGCCGCCUUGUGUGAAUAUGACAGUGUUUGACUACUUCGAAGGCAGUGGUCCUGGCUUUGGGGUUACUAUUGUAGCCCUCUUCUUUCUCCCUUUAGUGAGUCUGUUCAUUGCCUGGGUGGUGGCACAUUUCCGAGGCAGAGAGUUCAAGAAGCUGCAGAAUAAAGAGAAACAGAACAUAAAGAAGGAAAUGCCCAUGGAUGGGGUAGCAGCAAUGGAGUGGCUAGGCCCAAGCAAGAGGAGCUGUCCCAUCUACCUACAUCUGCUCCCAGAGAGAUCCCUCCGAGUGCUGGAUGAACAGCAAUCUCUGAUCCGCACCAUCCAGCUCCAGCCUUUACAGCAGAUGAACGUGAUCCAGUCAAACAACCGGGGCUGCCAGAUGCUACUACUCAAGAUUCCCAAGGAAUAUGACCUGGUGCUGAGGUUCAACUGUAACGAAGAGCGGACUAUCUUUGUCCGGCACCUUCAGGGUUACUGUGCCCAUUGGAGCCUGGACUUUGUGCUGUCAGAGAUGGGGGAGCGAGACCUGCUCAAAAAAGCUGUGACCAAGCAGCAGCGAGGGAACAUCCUAGAGACUUUUUUUAGGCACCUUUUUGCACAGGUGCUGAACAUUGACCAGGAAGAAACAGGCAGCCGGCCUCCUGACUCAGACUUAUCUCAGAAGGUGCGAGAGGCCCUGGCCUGUGAGCUGAGCAGGGCUGAAUUUGCAGAGUCCCUUGGCCUCAAGCCUCAGGCCAUGUUUGUAGAGUCCAUGUUCACUCUGGCAGACAAAGACAACAAUGGCUACUUAUCAUUCCGAGAAUUCCUAGACAUCCUGGUGAUCUUCAUGAAAGGCUCCCCAGAAGAUAAGUCCAAGCUCAUGUUUACCAUGUAUGAUCUAGAUGAAAAUGGCUUCCUCUCCAAGGAGGAGUUCUCUACCAUGAUGCGAUCCUUCAUUGAGAUCUCCAACAACUGCCUGUCCAAGGCCCAGCUGGCUGAGGUGGUGGAGUCCAUGUUCCGUGAGUCUGGCUUCCAAGACAAGGAGGAACUGACUUGGGAAGAUUUCCACUUCAUGCUAAGAGACCACGACAGUGAACUCCGCCGCACCCAGCUUUGUGUCAAAGGGGGGGCAGGGACAAGGAAUAUCUUUAAACCGAAUAUCAGCAACCGAGUCUCCUUCAUCAACAAAAGCCGAAAGGGAGGUACUAACUUCAAUGGAGUUGAGAUAUCUUCAGAGACCCCAGAUCCUGGCAGCACUGGGAUGAGAAAGAGGUUUGGCAAGAAGGCACACACCUUUGCUCCUAGGCUAUACACAGAGGCCAGGAGGGAAAAGCUUCAUGGAGGACGACUCUCUCAGAAGAUCCAGCAGUUUAAGCGCUUUGUGGAGAACUAUCGUAGACAUAUUGUCUGUGUGGCUAUCUUCUCUGCCAUCAGUACUGGGUUGUUUGUAGAACGGCUUUACUAUUAUGCCUUUACCUCACCAAACUCGGGCAUCUCACAAACUACACUUGUAGCUCUCAUCCUCUCCCGGGGGACGGCAGCCAGCAUCUCCUUCAUCUUCUCCUACAUACUGCUCACCAUGUGCCGCAACCUCAUUACCUUCCUACGGGAGACCUUCCUCAACCGCUACGUGCCCUUCGAUGCUGCGGUGGACUUUCACAGAUGGAUUGCCAUAGCAGGGCUCAUCCUAUCCAUUCUGCACAGUGCCGGUCAUGUGGUAAAUGUCUACAUCUUCUCAGUCAGUCCACUCAGCGUGCUGUCCUGCAUCUUCCCAAAUGUCUUUGUGAAUGAUGGGUCUCAGCUGCCCCAGAAGUUCUACUGGUGGUUCUUUGAGACCGUCCCAGGCAUGACGGGAGUGCUUCUACUAGUAGUCCUAGCAGUCAUGUAUGUCUUUGCCUCCGAUCACUUCCGGAAAUGCAGUUUCUGGGGCUUCUGGAUGACCCACCACCUCUACAUUGCGCUCUACAUCCUGCUCAUCAUCCAUGGGAGCUACGCCCUGAUCCAAUUGCCCAGUUUCCACCUUUACUUCCUGAUUCCAGCUCUUAUCUAUGGUGGGGACAAGCUGGUGAGCUUGAGCCGGAAGAAGGUGGAGAUUAGUGUGAUGAAGGCUGAACUGCUGCCCUCAGAUGUGACCCACUUGCAGUUCCAGCGGCCCCAGGGUUUUCAGUACAAGUCAGGGCAAUGGGUACGUAUUGCCUGCUUGUCCCUGGGCACAACAGAAUACCAUCCUUUCACACUCACCUCUGCACCCCAUGAGGACACACUCAGUCUGCACAUCAGAGCUGUGGGGCCCUGGACCACACGACUUAGAGAGAUCUACUCACUUCCACCAGGCAACAACUAUACAUCAUAUCCUAAGCUGUACCUGGAUGGCCCAUUUGGGGAAGGCCACCAAGAGUGGCAUAAGUUUGAGGUGUCUGUGCUGGUGGGUGGGGGCAUUGGGGUCACGCCCUUUGCCUCUAUCCUCAAAGAUCUGGUCUUCAAGUCAUCAGUCAAUAGCCAACUGCUCUUCAAGAAGAUCUACUUCAUCUGGGUGACGAGGACCCAGAGGCAGUUCGAGUGGAUGGCGGACAUCAUCCGGGAGGUGGAGGAGAAUGACCUUAAGGAGCUGGUGUCUGUACACAUCUACAUCACCCAGCUGGCUGAGAAGUUUGACCUUAGGACCACCAUGUUGUACAUCUGUGAGCGGCAUUUCCAGAAGGUGAUGAACCGGAGUCUCUUCACUGGUCUGAGAUCCAUCACUCACUUUGGUCGUCCCCCCUUCGGCCCCUUCUUGAGCUCCCUGCAGGAGGUCCACCCCGAGGUGCGGAAGAUUGGGGUGUUCAGCUGUGGCCCCCCUGGCAUGACCAAGAGUGUGGAAAAAGCCUGUCAACUCAUCAACCGACAGGACCAGGCUCACUUUAUACACCAUUAUGAGAACUUCUGAGCAGCUUCAUUUGGGUCCUGAAAAUCGUGCAAAGCUUCAUGAAUAAGGGUUGCAGUCGUUGCACAUGUAUGGCACUGUUGCACAUGUAAGGCACUGUUACACAUGUAUAGCACUAUCUCCCUAGCCCCUCCCCAUUACGGCUCUCUCUUUCCCCCUGGGAGAGUAAAAAUCAGCAUUACCAUUCCUGAAAAGAAUGGGUCGAUUAGGGGCAGCUAGGUGGCACAGUGGAUAAAGCACUGGCCCUGGAUUCAGGAGGACCUGAGUUCAAAUCUGGCUUCAGACACUUGACACUUACUAGCUGUGUGAC
Messenger RNA from Dromiciops gliroides (monito del monte), 5001 nucleotides. RefSeq names its product dual oxidase 2 (gene DUOX2). The coding region runs from base 66 to 4694 and encodes 1542 amino acids. Lineage: Eukaryota; Metazoa; Chordata; Mammalia; Microbiotheria; Microbiotheriidae. Gene Ontology annotation, cellular component: NADPH oxidase complex; plasma membrane. Gene Ontology annotation, biological process: defense response; superoxide anion generation; response to oxidative stress. The transcript has 35 exons. Gene Ontology annotation, molecular function: heme binding; peroxidase activity; superoxide-generating NAD(P)H oxidase activity. The record is from RefSeq and is a predicted model, not a curated record.